Sphenostylis stenocarpa is the source of this 1332-nucleotide messenger RNA. The record is from the annotation of a GenBank genome assembly. Lineage: Eukaryota; Viridiplantae; Streptophyta; Magnoliopsida; Fabales; Fabaceae.
AUGAAAGUUGAGGUAUUGGAGAUAUUGAAGAGCAGCUAUGCAGCAAAAAACGUUCCCAAAGGAGUGUUCAUACUACCACUGACUCUGCUUGUGGUAGUGCUGUUCCUUCCUCUGAUCAUAAACUUUCAUGAAUCAGAUUCUACUCUUUAUUAUGGUGGCAAUUUGGAAAGUACAGAAAAUUAUAGCUGCAACAUAUUUUCAGGAAAUUGGGUGGCUUAUUCUGAAGGGCCUUACUACGACAACGAAAAUUGUCCUUUCAUAACGUACAAGCAAAACUGCUUCAUGCAUGGGAGACCCGACAGAGAGUUCCUCAAAUGGAGAUGGAAACCUGACGAAUGUGAGCUUCCACUGUUUGAUGCCAAACAGUUUCUGAAGCUUGUUCGGGGAAAGUCCAUGGCUUUCGUUGGAGACUCAAUUGGGAGGAACCAAAUGGAGUCAUUGUUGUGCCUCCUAAAUAGUGUUGCUCGCCCAGAGGAUAUUACAGGCAGAUACACAUUGAACGACGACAAAUAUUUCAAAUGGUGGUUCUAUGCUCAUUAUAACUUCACUGUUGCAAUACUAUGGUCCCCUUUUCUAGUCAAAUCGAGUCAAGCAUACCUCAACGACGCUUCUUUCUCCAACGCCGAGAACAUUUACGUGGACGAAGCAGAUAAAGCAUGGACCAAUCACAUUGCGAAUUUCGACUACGUCAUCUUCUCUGGAGGACAAUGGUUCUUCCGACCAUUAACGUUCUACGAAAACGGCAGCGUUGUCGGGUGCCAAAAGUGCCAUAACUUGAUGACCGACCCUCUAAACCUGUACGGGUACAGGAGCGCAUUACGAACAGCUUUUAGAACGGUGGUAAACCUAAAAGGGUUCAAGGGGAUGGUGUUUUUGGUGACUCAUUCGCCCAACCAUUUUGAGAAUGGGGAGUGGAACAAAGGUGGGGGAUGUAACAGAACAAUGCCCAUCACAAAGGAAGAAAGUUUGCUGUUGCAUCCGUAUGGUCUUGAGGAGUUUUAUGAGACUCAAGUGGAGGAAUUUAUGGCUGCAGAAAAGGAAGGGAGAGAGAAAGGGUUACGUUUUGGUUUGAUGAAUAUAACGAGAGUGAUGCUCAUGAGGCCUGAUGGACAUCCUCAUAAAUAUGGACAUAAUUUGGAUGGGAAUGUCUCCAUCAAUGACUGCGUUCAUUGGUGCAUGCCUGGCCCUGUCGAUACCUGGAAUGAGUUCUUGCUCCAUAUCAUCAAAAUGGCAAGCUUGCAGACUUUUACUCAGAGAGAAGUUGUUUCAACUUUUAAAAAAGGCAGGAAAAUCGUGAAGGAGGAGAUAUGUAACGAUGAAAUCUCACGUUAA